Vollenhovia emeryi is the source of this 2617-nucleotide messenger RNA. RefSeq lists its product as uncharacterized. Bases 593 to 1945 code for a protein of 450 amino acids. Lineage: Eukaryota; Metazoa; Arthropoda; Insecta; Hymenoptera; Formicidae. The record is from RefSeq and is a predicted model, not a curated record. The transcript is spliced from 7 exons. Gene Ontology annotation, biological process: RNA processing. Gene Ontology annotation, molecular function: RNA nuclease activity; RNA binding; protein binding.
GCCCGCGAAUGCUUAUCAAGUCGCUUCUCGCCGACGGGAUACGCUGCUGAAGAUACCCCGCGGAACUCGAGUGGGGGAUCGAAACGAUUGGUUCGCGAUAUAAGAUCAAUUCGAGGGCUCGUUAUCGUAUUCUGACGCGUCGUAUGUGAAUACGCAUGAAGUGCGACGGAGACGUUUGAUUUUUCAGUAAAAUCAUUUCCGUUCUUAUCAUCGUGAGCUAAGUGGAAUAUUCGUUGUAUCGACGGCUGACAACAAUGUAUUUGCCGAUAAUGUCGGAAUCAAUUAUCUCCAGAAACGCGUGGCAUCUCUCGAGCUUCUUUCUGCUACGAACUUGGGAAAGCGGAAAAACAUUUGCCAACCGGCGACCCUCGUGGGCUUCGUGACAGUGUUUGGACUAUAAUAGGAAUCGACGCAGUGUUGUACGGGAAGGAUUAGCGAAGGUUAGCGAGGUCCAGAACUGCCUCUGACAAUUACACAAGGAGUAAUGAGAUUCAAUCGAGUUCCGCUUAGAGGGAGAGACGGCUAUUGAUCCAAUUGUUGUAAAUGCAAUUUUUUAACGCACUUUACAAGAGGGAAACGAUAUCGAGGAAGGAUGUUAAAGCCAGGCUCGCACGCUAAACAGAUCGUGGAGGCGCAGGUGAUCGUCGCGAUGCAGAGGCAAGGAUACACCUUGAACGCCGUAAAUAUUUACGACGAGAAUCUGCUGCACGUAAGCGCGGCGAACGGUUGCCUCGGGAUCGCGAGGGAAAUUUUGAACCGGAAGGAGAACCGCCGGGUCGUCGACAGGAAGAACAAAUUUGGGUGGACGCCGCUGAUGCAGGCGAUUCGCAAUAGGAACGUCGACACUGUGAAGUUGCUUUUAGAGAAAAACGCCGACGUCAAUCAAAUGACGUAUCUCGGUAUGUCAGUCCUCGGAUUAGCCGCUGCGAUAAGCAGGGAGAUGUUCGAGACGGUGUACAACGCCUGCCCAGACGCACUGGCGAACACAGCUAACGAUGACAUUACUCCGCUGUGUGUGGCUGCCAUGAAGAACGACAAGGAGCUGUUCCUGAGACUACUGGAAUUAGGCAUGCCAUCGUCGACUGCCAAUGGAUACACUCGCAUCAUGAUGAAACGGUCCACAGUACCGGAAAUAGCCACUCUGGCGAACGAAGAACUGGCCACGGAUGACUAUUGGAACGAUACGUCGGAUAACAUCGAAGCGAUGAGCGAACAGGACAACAUCGAGAGCACGAUGGAAGAUCGUCCUACUUCAAAUGACGCCGAGAGUAAAAGGGAGAAGCUCAAGCUGCACCUGUUGUCCGUAAUCGGGGAACCGGACAAACAAAUAUCACCGAACCUAACGUACGAUACGUUUAUGUUCCCGAAGGCCGCCGAUUUUGAGAAGAACAGUCUUAUAGAGAAAUCGGACGUUCCUCCCCGAGACGAAAACGCGAACGAGAGGCCAACGAAAGGUGAUUUGAAAGGGCGCUCUGCGACGGGCGAGGAUCAGCCCGAUUCGUCUCCGGCUGUACUUCAAAGAUUACAGUCGACGCGACCUACGGAUCUUAACAUGAACAAGAAUGAUCGUAACGUGAACAAUCUCUCGUACAAUUUUAAUGUCACUCUCGGGUUCACGCCCGAGUUCAGCCCGGUCAGAUCGCCCCACGUGUCCGCGGAUGUGAACGAGGAGUACGUGUUUGGUGAAAAUACGCCGACGCCGCCGCGUUGCAAGACCCCGCCGAAGGGUAUACUUCUCAACUGGCCGCAGACGAAAAUGAUCAUGGUGCUGAAACGCUUCGGGCUGAGCAAACACAUUUCUGUAUUUCUCGAGCAGGAAGUGGACUUUGACCUAUUUUUAACACUUACGGAUAAAGAUAUGAUAGAAAUCGGUAUCGAGCACGAGAGGGACAGAUGCAACUUGCUGAAUGCAAUAAGGGAAUGCAUAACCCAUAAAAUAUAUUAAUAUUUGAUCACUUUAUUUAUGGAUUGAUACAAUUUGUUGCCUGUGUGAUUUGGAAAUUUUAACGCAUUAUGAUCUUACUAUUCGUGUUCUAAGAGAUAAAUAAUUUUUUAAUUUAUAAUCAAAUGGAUUUACAAUUUAUUACUUGAAUUAUUUAUUUUUAUCCAAUAUUGAUUCUCUAGUUAUUAGGAGAGUUUUCUUAUACAAAUUAUGUAAUAUCAUGUUUUAGAUAUAAAGAAACGAGUAAUAAUAAUUGUUAUUGAGACGGCAAGUUGCAGGAAUAUUUCCUUAGAAAUUCCUUAACAAUUUCUCCUUACACUUCGUUUAUCGGACUUUUCUUAAUCCGUCAGCUCCUUCAAUGUCCUACAUCGUUAUUGUCUCGUAUAUGUUGGAUGAAAAAAUGCUGUAAGUUUAUUAUAUAUUAUAUAUAAGUUUAUUAUUUAUUAUAUACAUAUAUAUCUACGACGUGUAUAACAUUUACUACGAAAGACUUGCUCUUAGAUUUUUGCUCAUAUAUCGGGCAUUUUACGAGUUAUAUUUUUUCCUUCUCGUUUAUUGUUCGUUUUCUUUAUUAUGAUCUUUAGGACGCGAUAUAAAUUCCGAUCUUCGUGGCUGCUCUAUAUUGUACUUUCUACACCAAAAAUGAAAUAAAUACAUAUACAGGGUGAGGAAAAG